UGGAUAAAGGGCCCAAAACAGAAACCAUUCCGCUCAGAGUCGUGUCUGGUGACACUACAGAAUCGGUAUGUCCUGGCGAUCGCUAGCCUUUCUGCCUUUCCUGAUUAUACGAAGUCUGUGGUGUACUGCGAGCCAGGUCGUGCUGUCAUCAACGAUAGUGAUGCCUUCUUUCGCAUUCCAUCCGCUGCUGGCUCUACUUGGACCAAGCCAGCUCCAUCCUUGCCGGAGGCACUAUGGCAAUGCAGGGCUGCCGAAUUGGACGAUCGCAUCUUCGUGGUGGGUGAAUGUGUCAGUGAGUUCACCACUGUCAGGGUUGCCGUCUUCUGUCCUCAGAUGGGUGUUGACAAGAACAAUUCACUGCGACUUGGGGGACAGUGGUUUCUACUGUCACCAGAGUCCUCGCCAUCCUGGCUUUCUACUAACCUCGUGAGCCACACUGGUCCACAAAGAUAUUUCGAGGAAUUUGGUACUUCCCUGUGCUUCCAACCCUGCAGUGAAGAAGAGCUUGAAAACAUGAAGCAAGAGGAAGAAGCUGUAUCCGAAGCAGUAACAAAUAAGACUAGGGAAUCUCCGGUUCCAGAGCACUCCGCGGCUUCAGACAACCACGAUUCUGCGAAACGUGGAAAGAAGGAUAAGCCGACCACACUCCCUGAUUCAGACCCAUUCAGUAAAUGGCGUUGGCGGCCAUUCUGUGCGCCUGACAAGGCUCUGGAUGUCUGCUAUGCCGGUGUAAUCAGCGUUGCUUUAUCAAGUGGCCGACAGUGA
Molecule: messenger RNA, 765 nt
Organism: Dibothriocephalus latus
Lineage: Eukaryota; Metazoa; Platyhelminthes; Cestoda; Diphyllobothriidea; Diphyllobothriidae
Source: the annotation of a GenBank genome assembly